AUGUGUGGAAUCUUCGCGUGUCACCAUCACCCCGAUGUGCAAAAAUUUAAGCCCACGGCUUUGCGCAUGGCCAAGGCCGUGCGCCACCGUGGUCCCGAUUGGAGCGGUAGCUUCAUUGGCGAUAACACAAGUGAGUUGAGCAAGAUCGGCGAUCGCCACUCCGGUGCCCAGCCCCUUGUCAACGAUGACUCCUCCCUCGCUCUCGCCGUUAACGGCGAGAUCUACAACCACCGUAUCCUGCGGAAAAACCUGAAGACCAAGUAUAACUUCAAGACUCACUCCGAUUGUGAGGUCGUAAUUCCUCUGUAUAUGGAGUACGGCAUUGAUGCCCCCAAGCACCUCGAUGGCAUGUUCUCCUGGGUCCUCUGGGACAAGAAGCAGGACCGUGUUGUUGCUGCCCGUGACCCCAUUGGUAUCACCAGCUUCUACCUCGGCCGCUCCUCCACCACCCCCGGCGCCGUCUACUUCGCUUCCGAGCUCAAGUCUCUGCACCCGGUCUGCGACGACAUCAUUGCCUUCCCUCCCGGCCAUGUCUACGACUCCAAGACCGACAAAUUGACUCGCUACUUCGAGCCUAAGUGGUGGGAUCCCACCAACGUCCCCACCACCCCCGUCGACUACAAGGUGCUCCGUCACAGCCUGGAGAAGGCCGUUCGCAAGCGUCUGAUGGCCGAGGUUCCCUACGGUGUUCUGCUGUCCGGUGGUCUAGACUCCAGUCUGGUCGCCUCCAUUGCCCAGCGUGAGACCCUUCGCAUGCAGGAGGCCUCCCGCAAGGCCACCAAGGCCGAGCUCGCCGCCGCCGCCGAGCUUGUCGGUAUCGACGACGAGAACGAGCUUUCCACCGUCACCACAUUCCAGCAACUGCACUCCUUCUCCAUCGGUCUGCCCGGAGCCCCCGACACCGCCGCCGCUAUGGACGUGGCCAAGUUCCUGGGAACCAAGCACCACGCCUUCACCUUCACCGUCGAGGAUGGCCUGAACGCCCUCUCCGACGUGAUCUACCACCUGGAGACCUACGACGUGACCACCAUCCGCGCCUCGACCCCUAUGUACCUACUCAGCCGUAAGAUCAAGGCCAUGGGUGUCAAGAUGGUUCUCUCCGGCGAGGGUAGCGACGAGAUCUUCGGCGGAUACCUGUACUUCCACGCCGCGCCUAACCGCGACGAGUUCCACAAGGAGACCGUCCGCCGCGUGAAGAACCUGCACUUGGCCGACUGCCUGCGCGCCAACAAGUCCACCUCCGCCUGGGGUCUGGAGGCUCGUGUCCCCUUCCUGGACAAGGAGUUCCUCGAGACGGCCAUGGGCGUCGACCCCGCCGAGAAGAUGAUCACCAAGGGGCGCAUUGAGAAGUAUAUCAUCCGCCGCGCCUUCGACACCACCGACGAGCCCGACGUCGAGCCCUACCUUCCUGAGAAGAUCCUCUACCGCCAGAAGGAGCAGUUCUCCGACGGUGUCGGCUACAGCUGGAUCGACGGUCUCAAGGACGCCGCCGAGGCCCACGUUACUGAUGAGAUGAUGAAGAACCCUAAGCCUGAGUGGGGCUCUGAUAUCCCCGAUACCAAGGAGGCCUACUGGUACCGCACGAUGUUCGACGAGCACUUCCCCCCUUACUGUGCUGGUACCGUUGAGCGCUGGACCCCUACCUGGUCUAAGCAGACUGAUCCCAGUGGUCGGUGA
Molecule: messenger RNA, 1677 nt
Organism: Penicillium cosmopolitanum
Lineage: Eukaryota; Fungi; Ascomycota; Eurotiomycetes; Eurotiales; Aspergillaceae
Product: asparagine synthetase B
Exons: 6
Coding region: 1-1677 (558 amino acids)
Cellular component (GO): cytosol
Molecular function (GO): asparagine synthase (glutamine-hydrolyzing) activity
Source: RefSeq, a predicted model, not a curated record